UUGAUUUUCUGAUGAAGUCGAGGUCUCGAGGAGGUGGAGGAGCCGAGGAGACAAUGGAGUCUCGCACCCCCGUCGCCCAGGAGUCCAUGAGUCACAACGCCUCUUUUAACGGCUAAUGUGGAGUCAUUAAAACUUAAAAGCUCAAAAGCAAAGUAGCAAAUAAUCACAAUUUAGUAAAUAAUCACAAGGUUUUGUCAGUUGUGACUGUAUCAAGGGAACACAUUCCAGCUAGACUGCUCAACAAGAUAUUAGCGAGAAGUGAUUGAACUAGUAUGGAUGCCAUUGCAUGGACAGUGUUCCCCGACGAGAGGGGGCCUUUGUUCAAGAUACAAUCUAAUCUAGGGACUUUUACUACGUAUCGCGAAACGUUCUUUGAUGUCUUAGACUUUGGAUACACUAAAUCUCGAUGGUUCAGUAUUAAACAAAAGAUGACCUGGUGUGGGCUGACAGAGGCCAAGUAUUUGGGGACAGCGAGCAACUACGAAGGCAUAUGUGACCAAUUUUAUGUGGGUCCUCAACAGCUGGAUAUAGAAGCUGUUCAACAAGCCCUAGGGCAACUUGAUAUUAUGAAGCUUUAUAUGAUGAACGGAUGGGGUGAUAACCAUGUCGCACUCAUACUAAACUGUAUGAGGUUCGCCACUUACUAGAUGUGUAUAGCAAUGCCCUAGGCGGACGGGCUCGGCACUUGUUUGAAGAAUAUUAUGAUGGGCGAAUUUAUAUUCCGUCAAACAGCAUCUGGGAAGACAAGCCGGGGUAUGAAGGAAACUGGAGACCCCAGUGGCCAGGAGGUAAUUUGGCGGAAAACUACCCCGAGUUCAUCACUUUAUCACGUAACGAUGUUGAUGUGAGCAGGACUGAAUGCAUUGAUUUAAGACGAUUGGAUGACAGAGCUGUUGAAAUUAUGCUUAUGAUGACUGGUGCGUGGGAGCGCAGGUCGAGAUAUAAGCUUGAUUUCAGCUUGCAUAGGUUGGCUGAUAAGAUAGCUUUCCGCUCUAAUGCAAACUACAGGAUGAGUACGAGUUGGCAGCGGAAAGGAGAUCAAGAACCCACUACUAAAAUGCCUAACCUGCCGACAAGUGAUAAAAUCUGGAGAGCAAUGAUUGAAUAUGUCAUGACGAACAGGCUUUACGCCCACUUUUCAGUAGCCGUGUACUUGUUCUGUACCACAGCAUGUCAAUACGUACCGAGUACUGCAGAGCAAAGCAUCUGGAAUGAAGUGACUACUAGGCUGACAGUGCCUACGUUCCAUUCAAUACGAGGGCGGUACACCUUUUUCAACGAGUCGAGAAGUUCUCCCAUUAACGCUAGGGCCACGAAUGAGUGGAUAUACAUCGGCAAACAGUUUAGGAAACUGCAGUCUCUGAGCGUCUUAGUGUGUCAGGCAAUGUGGUUCGGUCUAGGACUAAGGAAUAUGCGGCGAGGCAUCGAAUUUCACCAGCGUGAACUGGACUCUACGAUGAUGGCAUUUAUGAAUCAGCGGUAUGUAGCUUCACCGGCGAUCGUUGAGGCUCUUCGUAUUAAGGUACCACUUUCAGGGAUGUCUGGAAUCCGUGUAUGGUUCGACGGGUGGGAAGAAAAGCCCUUUGAAGAACCCAGAAUGUUGCAGGCGAACAUCGAACAGAAGAAUUAUGAUCUGGUUGAGGAUGGUGACCAGACGAACAUCCUUGAUGACAAGGAACUGAAGAAUUUUGAUCUGAUUGAGGAUGGUGACCAAACCUAUUUGCGGGUACAUGAGUUUAAUUUACCUGGAAUACCGGUAUAUCUACUACCGCUCCCUGCCAAUAUAGUGCCAGGGUUAAAAAUAUUUUCCGGCGAGGGUAGUUUCAAACCUUCAGAUGGAGAAUUUGGUAGGAUGGGAUGGGAACUACCUUCUUAUUACAAGGCCUAUGAACUAGCUGUGAUAGCCAAGUUCUGCGGAUUCAAUUCCAAGCUUAAAGACAGGUAUAGGGGGCCUAAGAAAUUUCAUGCCCCCAAAGACUCAGGAUGGGUACAACCCCAUUCUUUAUACGAGGAAGAGAGGGGUAUGCCUACCUAUUUCGGCGGAGUUAAGCAAGGGGACAGACUCUUUAUUGCGAUGCCCCAGAUGGGGAAUAUAUAUUCUUGCAGGGAGCUGACAUAUAAAUUGAGAUUUUGUUCUUGGGGGACAUAUAGAGGUGAUCUACCUAAGCCACAGAGGUACACUUUAGCACAGGCAGAUUUUACCAAUCCUGCUGAAAAUGCUUUCAUCGGCCAACACACAAGGAUUCGGAACCAACCAGAUUAUACUAAACCUGAUGAAAAUGGUCUCAUAAGGACUCCGAACCAAGCAGAUGAGGCGGGGGAACCUCUGCUGCACAUAUCUCGUGCGGAUGCAAAGUACGUGGUGGAAGCUCUGAACUCUGACAACGCUCGAUUUGACCGCAUUUGGCUUAUCAGGAAAGGAAUAUUAGUUUGAACUAUUAUUAACAAUGGACUCAUUGAAAUUAUAAGAUUCGUCACAA
Molecule: messenger RNA, 2480 nt
Organism: Ipomoea nil (Japanese morning glory)
Lineage: Eukaryota; Viridiplantae; Streptophyta; Magnoliopsida; Solanales; Convolvulaceae
Exons: 2
Coding region: 902-2434 (510 amino acids)
Source: RefSeq, a predicted model, not a curated record